Molecule: messenger RNA, 567 nt
Organism: Rhagoletis pomonella (apple maggot)
Lineage: Eukaryota; Metazoa; Arthropoda; Insecta; Diptera; Tephritidae
Exons: 2
Coding region: 94-567 (157 amino acids)
Molecular function (GO): protein dimerization activity
Source: RefSeq, a predicted model, not a curated record
GAAUGCGAAGAUAUCUGUACGUUCUUAAUAGACCGAUUAAAAGUACGAACUUCGCAUUAUGAGAACCGAAGUGUGCCAAAACUCGCGACAUUAAUGGAUGCAAGAUUCAAGAAAGAAGGGUAUAGGUCGGUCGGAAAUGCACACGCAGCUACUAAUCUCCUUCAAAGUGAACUGCUUUCCAUGCCGACACUGUCGACUUCGAGCCGCACACCAGAAAUACCAACACCAUCAACUGUUGAAACCGGGUCGCAGAACUCGUUUUUAAAUUUUGUUGAAACAAAAAUAGCACUGAAAAGGCAAUCUAGUACUACUGAUGCGAUCAUUUCCCUACGCCGCUACUUUGAAAGCCCUAACUCCCCGCAGGAUGUUGACCCAUUGCUCUUCUGGAAGAUCAAUUCAACCGAUUCGGAUGCACUAAAGGUUUGUGCAAGACGGUAUCUAUGUGUCCCAGCAUCAUCUACAGAAUCGGAAAGGAUGUUUAGUAAGGCAGGGUACCUUAUUUCCGACCGCAUAGCCAACCUUAAAGAAGUUAACGUUGACAAGAUUUUGUUUGUAAAUAAAAAUUAA